Messenger RNA from Dermacentor silvarum, 1378 nucleotides. RefSeq names its product rho GTPase-activating protein 39. The coding region runs from base 97 to 666 and encodes 189 amino acids. Gene Ontology annotation, molecular function: GTPase activator activity. The transcript has 2 exons. Gene Ontology annotation, biological process: signal transduction. The record is from RefSeq and is a predicted model, not a curated record. NCBI's taxonomy places the organism in Eukaryota, Metazoa, Arthropoda, Arachnida, Ixodida, Ixodidae. Gene Ontology annotation, cellular component: cytoplasm; cytoskeleton.
AUGUGGAGAGAUCCCGGGGCCCGUGAUCGCUGAAAGUGUCAAGAACUGCUGGCCUUACUAAUCCACGCUACUGCCUCUCCACUUGCGCAGGCAUACAUGGGUGACCGCAAGUGGAAGGCCUCACCCGAACAGGUGUCGGUGGAGAUCGCCACCCGAGGUUGGAGCCAGGCGGCACUGCGGGACGAGCUCUACAUGCAGAUCUGCCGGCAGACGACGGACAAUCCGCGCGCCGAGAGCCUGCUGCGUGGCUGGGAGCUCAUGGCCGUCUGCCUGGGCAUCUUUCCCCCAUCGGCCACCUUUCGGCCCUACCUGGAGAGCUACGUCCAGCGGCACCGGGACGACAUGGCAGUGGGCGCCUAUGCCGGUGCCUGCGCGCAAAGGCUCGAGCGCGGCGCCCAGUGUGGACCAAAGAGAGGCCUCCGGCGGCCCACGGCCGAGGAGGUGGCCCAGUCGCGGGCGCACCUCUUCCGGCCCUCCAUGUUUGGCAGCCGCCUGGAGGAAGUGAUGGCGCUGCAGUGUGAGCGCUUCCCCGACCGUUGCCUCCCCUGGGUGCAGACGACCCUGUCGGAGGCCGUGCUACGGUUGCACGGAGCCCAGACGGAGGGCAUCUUCCGUGUGCCGGGAGACAUCGAUGAGGUGCGUUUCUCUUCCUCUGCCUUCGAAUAACUUUACAUUUAUGUUGUGAAAGGGCAUACGAGGGUUUAUUGGCCAGUUACGUGCUCCUAAGUUCACAUACUGCGUGAUGCGUGUAGUUGAAAGUAAAAAUUCAAAAGUAGAAAUUCCAGGUCCAACACCAUAGCCAUAGGUGGCAUUAGCUAACAAUCUAAUUGCUAGACCUAGCACAAGUCUUGACCGAGUCCUGUCACACAAGCCGCUUUAAAGCCGUUUAUCCCUAGAGCACUUGCACUUCUGCCCAUCUCCGAUCCUUCUUUAUACAAACGGCAAAGGACUGGAACGAACUGCCUCCCCGCAUCGUGCUGCAUUCCUAUUCUGCCACUUUCAGGAAUUGUAUUGAAAUUAGUAGCAUGUAAAUUUGACCCACACCUCAUGUCAUACCCCUUAACUUAUCAUGCAUCAUGCCUUUGAGGUAACAAAUAAAUAAAUACUAAAUAGUACACGUACACAAAUACACAAGGAAGUCGAAGAGAGUACAGCCGCCACACAGCUUAAUUGCACUUGCAAUACAGAAGAUGUGGGCUUGACUCCCAACUGCAAUGUGUUGUCUUUUUGUCCACUUUCAUUUUUGUUGUCCUUAUUAUACAGGCAAUGUGCGAUUUUUUAAACUUCCUAGGGGAUGCGAAAACGUCCAAAAAAUUGGGCAGUCCGAAAUAACUGCAUGCCCCUUACUGACCCCAAAGGCUCAAAUCGUCACAGGUAC